ACCUGCUUGAUCCCCCGUUCUGAUAAACACCAUCGAAUACAGACCAAUCUUCACCCUCUGCCACGCCAUUACUGGCCCAGCCGCCGCCGACCGCGCCCACGACAUCGCCCGCGACACCGACCUCCACUGGGCAGCCCACAAACGCAACCCAGCCUCGCACUACAUCUAUGCCUUCGACCCGGCCACCGGCCGCGUCGCCGGCGCUGCGAAUGGACCUUCCACCACACCAACCCGUUCCCCGAGGGCCCGGUCCGCGUCCCGUGCACCUGGUACCCCGAGGGAUCGGAGGUUGCAGAGUUCGCUUCCCACGUUCGCUUCCCACGUAUUGACGCAGUGUCUGUUGCCGCGGCGGGCUUGGUUUCGACGGGCGCAUGCGGGUUCGUGAUUCCUUUCUGGUUUCUGGUUGAACUGUACUAGCAGGAGGUGCGGGAUGGGGCUGGGUAAAUGGGGGUGUUUGCUGACUGGCUACUUGGGUAUAUGCAUAGGGGUCAAUCGAAUGGGCGUGCACCCGGACUACCGUCGUCAGGGGGUUGGACGGAUGCUGAUGCAGUGGGGCCAUGAGCGGAUUGACGCGUGGGGGCAUGAGUGUUUCAUUGAGUCUGGGGCGAUGGGAAGAUGGCUGUACGAGGAGUGUGGCUAUCGGAGGCUGAUGGCGUUGGCGGUGGAUUGUCACCGGAAGAAUCCCAGUGCGGAGUGGGAGAGGCUGAUGUUUGAGUAUCGGUCGGUGGGGAUGUUAUUGCUUUGGAGGCCGCCCAGGGGAGUCUGGGAUGAGCGGGUGCCGGCUGGGCCGUGGGCGGUGACGGAGGGGACCUGGCAGGAUGUCGGGGUCGAGCGUGCGGAUGAUACGAGUACGUUGACUGAGGAUGCGCAGGUCGAAGAGGAUCUCGGACCCUGCUAGGUAGUGAAUGCAGCCUGGAUGGGUGGUCGAUUGGCUUGGCUGGUGUUGUCUGAUCGCUCAUUCUGGACUCGAAGAUUCCGGAAUCCGGGGGAAGUUAGUGUUGUCUUUUAUUGAGUCGGUGGGCAAUAGGGCACUAAGAGGUUGGUAAACGUAAACAUGAGGUGAAGAGUCUUCGUCAGACAGUCCCACUUCAAUGCAAGAACGGAUUCUGGCGGCGGUGAUAUGAUAUAUUGUACAGAAAUCUAAGUUUUCUUUCUAGUCGUUUGACGUUUGCGAGAAUGUUAGGCUAACGUCAUUGACAU
Molecule: messenger RNA, 1200 nt
Organism: Aspergillus aculeatus ATCC 16872
Lineage: Eukaryota; Fungi; Ascomycota; Eurotiomycetes; Eurotiales; Aspergillaceae
Product: GNAT family N-acetyltransferase
Exons: 1
Coding region: 431-898 (155 amino acids)
Molecular function (GO): acyltransferase activity, transferring groups other than amino-acyl groups
Source: RefSeq, a predicted model, not a curated record